AUGUAUGUGAAAUGGUUUGAUAUAGUAAUGUUAUACUAUGUGAUUUUAGUGUAUUUAGUGAAUGUCACUUUUUGUCAUUUUCAAAUUUCCCGCUGUUCUGUCCCCGUACGUCCCGACGUCGCAGGGGAUGGAACCCAGAUGACAGAUGCCGGCAUCAGCCGGAGGACAUUGCCGGGGACACUGCAGGAGGGACAUCGCGGUAAGUGAAGAACAGAUCCCGGAGCAACGCCGCAUGGUAAGCCCGAGUGUAGCUCGGGGUUACCGCUUGUGCUACACUCGGGAAUACCGCCAGGAGGGUUA
Molecule: messenger RNA, 300 nt
Organism: Staurois parvus
Lineage: Eukaryota; Metazoa; Chordata; Amphibia; Anura; Ranidae
Source: the annotation of a GenBank genome assembly